GGAAGUAGGUGCGAUUUUGUCACUGCGAAUCGUGUGUGAUACCUGUGUUUAAUGGAGCGUACAUUUUGACAACUCUUGAAGAGAAUCAUCAUAUUAAUAUCAAGAGGAAAGCAACUAAUUUGAUGUUGAACAGUGUUGCCGACUAAUGAUGGAUCAUCUGAUGGUGUACAGUGACCUCGCCAACUACACAGAGAAGUUCAACCAUCUUGUGGCGUGGUGUCACAGAAAAUAUCACUCAAUUCAUGUGGGUGUGGCCAGAGUGAAAGAUUUGUUCAUGACUCCAAAUAAUUUCCAACAGGAACUGGCAGAAACACUUCGCCGUGUGGAAGAGCUUGAAAGAGAAUUGAACAAAGUCAGGUCAGAAAAGAAUGUGCUUGAGAAAGAGGUUGCCAGUAAAUUUCAACAGCUGCAACAGCCACCACUACAAGCUCCACCACCACCACCACCACCUCCUCCUCCACCACCUCCACCUCCACCAGUCAUUACUUCCCACAGAUUUGUGAUUAAGCGAAGAAGUCCUAAAUCUGAGAACAUGAGUCAAAAGACCCCGGAUGAAGAUGGCAAGAUGGUUGUCACUGCAGAUGAUCUGAAAAGUGUCAAGCUGAAAACACCUGGAGAACGAAGUUUAAAAACUCUGAAUAAUAAUGUUGGUACGCCAUUUGUUCGUCUGAAGGACCUGAGACGUAUAACACUGAGAAAAACUCAGUCUGCUGCAUCCCUUGGACAAGCAGGCAAAGAAAAUUUAGAAAGAAUGAUAACAGAUGAAGUGAAACAAAAACGAAAACUGAGGCGUACAUCUUGUCAAAGAAGUCCUGGUGGUACACCAAUCGUGAAUACAAAAAGACGAAGAGAGAGCGGGACUGGUCUCACUCCCGUGAUGACCCGAGCUCUUAGGAAGAAGUUUAAGUCGGUUCGGGCAAAUUCAUCUGAUGACUCCAACUCUAGCUCUACUUUCUCCAGUCCUGACUUGACAUCACCAGUUCCAUCCAAGAUGUCCAGCACGUGUACCCCACCAAACCCAGCCCGAACAGACAGCAUCACCUCAACACCUCCAGCAAGCACUGUGUUCACUCCACCAAGUGUGACCAUCAACCUCCAGGACAAGACACCAGAUCGUGAUGACACUAGUCCAUUGUUGUCUUUGUAACACGGUGUGUAACCUAAUUAACUGGUCGCUGUUUUUACAAUUCACAUAGGGCUAACUUAAUAAAAAAAAUUAUCACUACCAUGUCUGCAAUGCAUUUUCUAGUUGUUUUAAUCAGAUCGACCAGGAAGCAUAAUUUUACUAUCAUCAUUUUAAUCAACGGUAAAUUAUCUGAGAUAUAGUUAAUACACCAUGACAUAUUUAAUAUUUAUGGCAUAAAAGAAGUACCAAUGGCUACUCUUUGCAAAGAUUUCAUCAUAAUUUGCCAGGUACAGUAAUAGGUGGUAAUGAAAAGAACUGAUAGAAUCUCAUGUUUCAUGCUUACUUUUAAAAAAUGAAGACUGUUUCACUGAUGCAUGUCACCAACAUAAUUAUGGAAAAUGAGACGUCAAUUCGGAAAAUAGAUCAUGAGAAGGAUGACAAAGAAACAGUUGUGUAAUUUGAUCUGUAAUGAGUUGUGUUGUUUGUAAUUAUAGGAAUUGUUUCUUUGGUGAAUUCUAACAGUCACAAAAUUAGUUUUAAAAAUCACUCUGCUGUAUUACUUGUACGUGGCUUUAUACAUUUUGCAUCAUUUUGUUUUAAAAUAACAAUUUCUCAAGAAGAAAAAUUCUUAUGCGACUCUUUAGGUACUAAAUUCCAAGUACUGCUUAUCGUGUUAUAUCAUAACACCUAACGUACACUACAAACAUUGGUCACGAAUAUUGUUUUUCAGUUGGUUUUAUGUGCCUGCACACAACCAAUUUUUAUUAGUAGUGUGCAGGCAAAUAAAGCCACUGUUUUAAACUAUAGCGCUGAUGUCACAUUAUUAGAGCGCUGAGGUCGCAUUAUUAGAGCGCUGGGGUCGCAUUAUUAGAGCGCUGAGGUCGCAUUAUUAGAGCGCUACGGUUGCAUUAUUAGAGCGCUGGUGUCGCAUUAUUAGAGCGCUGGUGUCGCAUUAUUAGAGCACUGGUGUCGCAUUAUUAGAGCGCUGGUGUCGCAUUAUUAGAGCGCUGGUGUCGCAUUAUUAGAGCGCUGAGGUCACAUUAUUAGAGCAAAGAAAUAUUCAAUCUAUGUGUUUCAGUUGAUAAAAGUGUACACUAAAUUAAAUUAUGUGCUGUUUACAUAAUUUAAAUAUAUAAUUAUGUGCAAUAAUCCCGGUUUGAUAAUUAUUUUAUUACUGUUGGUGGUUGUACAAGCUGUUUACAGAAAUUAAUACAGAUUGCAAAUAUGAGAAUGUGUUGGAAGUAUAUGUCAUUAAAAUUGUUUGACGUUUUACCAUCUCUUAACACACCUAUCUGAUAUUAAAAUACAGUUCCAAAUUGGGCUGGGUUUAUGAUGCUUGCAGUUUUCAAUAUUUUUAUUAUGUUCUUAUAAUUAGGAAUAUUUCUUCAUUGUACUGAUUAUAAUAUGUUCAUUUACAAAUUGUCCCAUUUGAAAUGUACAAUAGACCACAUUUUUUCUAUAUCAAAUCAUUGGUGAGGGGAUUCUAAUUUGAUACGGUACAUGCCCACAAUGCAGAUGCUGCUAUCUUAAAUUAACUACUGGCUGUUGAAGAUAUCAGUGGACCACAUGCUCGCAUCCAUCAUAGUCAAAAUGUUAAAGAUGGUACGAUCAAAGAUAUACUAAUGAAGAUUAUUUUUGUAUUAUGAUGGUUAGCAAUUACAUUAAUGUAAACAAAAUAUUGUUUAUAAGUAAUUGCAUGUAUCAAAUAAAUAAAAAAACAAAAAACAAACAAACCUUGUCAGCAUUUAAAAUGUUUUAUCUGACAUUUUUGUUAUUUAUUUUUUAUCAGUUGCAUAUUAAUCUCUUAGGGUGAAAAUUACUAUUUGUCUAAUAUUGCAUGCAGAAAAUGGUGAUUUUUUUUUUAAAACAAAUUAUUAUCUUAGUGAUAGUUAAUUUUCUAAUUAAUAUUAUAGUGAUAUUACUUAUUGGUGCCAAAUUAUUAAAGAUGUACUCAAGCAUUCAUAAUAUAUGUGUUGAAUAUAUAUAUAUUUUUUUUUUUUUUUUUUUUUUUUUUUUAAAUAUGUAUAUGUACAUGCAUGUGUGUUGUUUUUACUAGCAGAAUCUGUUUUGUACCUUUGUAUGGAAUAUUUUGAAAUCAUUUAUGAUUUGAUUAUGUAUCAGAAUGAAUCAUUUCCUAAAAAACUAAAUAUUUUUUUGUUAUAUAUUACAAGCACAAAAUGUUUUGUGUUUAGUUUCAUAAAUAACAUCUGUUUUGAAAGGCUACAAACUUAAUAGCAUUUUAUAUAUUAAAUAUAUUUUUAUAAUGUAGUUUGGCAUCUAGCCUUAAUGCAUUUCUAUAAAUAAUAACAUGGUUAAAAUAUUCCAUUAUGUCCAAGGCAUCUGUUCCUGUCAGUAUAUUCUUCUCUUGUUCACUCAUGUGGUUUACCAUUUUUAUCCAUGAUGUUCAUUUUGUGCAAGAAUAUGCAGCAGUGUCGUGAUAUAUAUUCUUGCAUAAAAUAAACUUGUGCAAUAAAUAGGAAGUAAAAACAACGUAUGUGAAGUUCUUUAUACAUAUACGUAUACAUUUUGGUUGACAUUCCUGUAUGGUCAUAAUGUGCCAGUCGAUGACGUCGAAGUGUUAUAUCUCACUUGGCGUUUUAGUGGUACAUAUCACUUUGAUAUGUACCAAGAUAGUUUUAACCACAUGGGUAAUAAAGAGUUACUUAGUCUAGGGACAGAAAGAGAGAAAACCAGCUGCUGCUACAUGUACAUAUACUAUUUCUAACGACAAAGCAACAAGGGAUCUCUUAUAUGUACUUUCUCAUUGACUGGGCAGUAUAUAUGUGUUUUACAGCUUUUGAUAACCAGUCGUGUCAUCACGUCUGCUAAAGCAAUUAUAAAUGUCCAUUGGUCUUCCAUGAUAAACUGAAGGAAUUCUCUCUGUGUCUUAAUUAAUCUACAGUUGUUGCUACUUUAAGAUAUAAAGAAAUCAGUACUGUACUGCCGGUUUUCCAUCAACAGUUCAACUGUGAUUUAGAUUUACUCGUCUGCAUGUAAGUGGAGGCAUGUAAACCCUUUAUGGCUUCUUAUGAACUUAUCCUGGAAGCUUUUCUGGAUGAAUUUUCAAAGAAGACUCUUUUCCUCUGAUGUUUCGCUGCAGCUGCCAGGAUUAACCUUCACAGUCUGGACGAUAAAGUGGUUAUGUUCAAACAUGACAGUUGUGCACAUAGCUCUGCUACUGAACUUUGUAGCUAACAAUCCACCAUAUACCAAGUUUCCACAGACUUAACUAGUAGUGCAUUAUCAUCUAUUGUUAGACCACAUGUUACUGUUGACUUAAAGACAAUAAUGAUUAAGAAAGGAUAUAAGACCAUUUGUUUUAGUUGAUCAUCAUGGGUACCAGACUUUGAAGAGUAGAAACCUUGCCACCAUGAUGCUCAAAGUGUCCCUAAGAUUUGAGGUCAGGUUUCCUUAAAUUUUGAAUAUAACUUUCAAAUAAAUAUAUACAGCAACCAUCAUGAAACAAUUUGGUAAUUAAAUCUGUGGUCCUUUGUGGACUGUUUCUAAUAUAAUUUGUAAACCAACUGCAUUCUAUAACUGAUAGCAGAAUUCAUGUGAUAGCAUGCACUUAAAAUGUAUAUGUAUAUUUCAUAAGGGCCAGAUUAGCCUAGUCAUUGUAUUUGUUUAAUUUUAGACUACAUGUAUGUGUCAGUAGAUUUAGUACUUGUUAUUUUAAAGUGCUGUUCACAAUUAUCAACAUUUCCACGUGUAUAAACCGCACGGGGUGAGUGGGGGAGUUGGGUGGCCUAAUGCAAGCAUCGGUAAGAGUUAAGACCGUCUAAAAUGGUUGAGCACAACACCCACUACACAGUUGGUUUGUCACUUUAGGUUGCUUGGGGGAUGCCUCUGGAACAUUUCUAGCCCUGGUGUAGAGUUUAAUUGUGUCAGCAGCAAUAGGUGGCCGGAUAUUUUCUACUGGGGAUUGGUCUCCCUGCUCAGCAAAUUUUCUUUUUUCUUAAUAUAUUUUCGGGGGAGCAAGACUCGAUCCCUCAAUAAACUUCGGUCACCACAUUCUAGACACUACCACGCCCAAGCCCCUGCUCUGCUACAAGUCCUGUACACGCGCCUGAACAAAGAUACGCUCCGGAAACGAAAUGUUUACGGACGGACGCACGCACAACGCCGUAUCAUGAUAACACGACCCGUCAAAGACGGGCACAUACAACUGUGGAUACUUGUGAAUGGCCUCUAAAGCUUUUAAUAUUUUAUCUGUUGUCUUAUUACUGGUGAUUGUUCAGUGCUUUUGCUACAAUUAACUGCAUUAUUUUAGUUUUUGGUUCCACAAUAAAUAGAUUGUUUUCA
Messenger RNA from Gigantopelta aegis, 5428 nucleotides. Its product is annotated as proline-rich protein 11-like. Bases 146 to 1147 code for a protein of 333 amino acids. Gene Ontology annotation, cellular component: nucleus; cytoplasm. NCBI's taxonomy places the organism in Eukaryota, Metazoa, Mollusca, Gastropoda, Neomphalida, Peltospiridae. The record is from RefSeq and is a predicted model, not a curated record. The transcript has 9 exons.